Messenger RNA from Jaculus jaculus (lesser Egyptian jerboa), 1253 nucleotides. Its product is annotated as ankyrin repeat domain-containing protein 7-like. Lineage: Eukaryota; Metazoa; Chordata; Mammalia; Rodentia; Dipodidae. The transcript is spliced from 10 exons. The coding region runs from base 1 to 1131 and encodes 376 amino acids. Gene Ontology annotation, molecular function: protein binding. The record is from RefSeq and is a predicted model, not a curated record.
AUGGCCUGGCAGUACAGGCCUGUGAUCCCAUACACUUGGGAGGCUUCAGCAAGAAAAUCUGCUGUUCAAGGCCUGCUGCCGAGGUUACAGCGUGGAUUCAACUUGGGGAAGGCGACUUCGUGGAACAGGCGACGGUCCUCAGGCUGCGGCCCACGGCGCGGAGCCCGGGUCUGGAGGAGGCCGGGAGCCGCGGGGCCGAGGCGCUGCGAGGAUGCUGCGGCCGCCGGGCUGCCCGGGGCUCCGUGCGGCGAGGCCGGCGUCCCCGCACCGCGGGCCGGGAGACCCUGGGCUCGGACCCCCGCCGAGGUGCCGUUAGGGCCCCUCCCUGCCCUGCGGGGUGGCCGCUCCUGGGACGACCACCGGGAGGAGGAGGAGAAGCCUGCGGACACCGGCCAGGUGCCUAACACUGAGAGGAGCAAAACCCCGAAGUACCUCCGGGCCUACGAGCCUGUUGGGCAGUUCCACCAAGCCGCCAGGGAAGGCUCAGUAGACACAGUGCGGCGUCUGCUCAGGAGCGGAAUAGUCAGUGUGAAUGACACAGACAGAAGGAACAGAACUGCUCUGCAUUAUGCUUGUGCCUACGGCCACAGGGAAGUGGUGCAUCUCUUACUCACCUAUCAGCGCACCGUCAACAUGUUUGACAAGGAGCACGGCACUCCACUGAUUAAGGCCAGCCAGCGGGAGUUUCCAUCGUGUGUCGAUACCUUACUAGGCCAUGGAGCAGAUCCUAAUAAGGCAGACAUGUAUGGGAACACUGCUUUCCAUUACGCAGUUCUUAAUGAUGAUUUAGAACUGGCAGGUUUACUGCUUGCAUACGAAGCAAAUAUUGAGGCGAAAACAAAGGACGGCUUCACACCAUACCUCCUUGCUCUACAGGAAAACAAAGAUCUUAUAGCAGAAUUUUUGAAAGACAUGGGCACAGAUGUACAUGCGGAGGGGCUGCUGAAUAGAAAACACCAUAAGAUACACCACAGGAAGAUGUGUAAACAUACAGCACGACGUCCAGAAGCAGCUCGCAGUACUUCUCCCAGCUUCUCUCGCAGGGCGACCAACAGACGCGCUCCUUAUGCUCCUGAAACUAAAAAAAAAGAGACAAGAAAGACGAUGAAUUUAAUGCCCAGCAAAACGUAGUACAACUGAAACUGUCAUUAAAGGUUGGAAGAAUGGAGAAGGAAAGCACACGGAAGGUACUGAAAGGCUCAGAGAAGUUACAUCGUAGACCUGCAGCUACUGCUUCUGCUGCUGCCGACCCU